AAGGAUAUGCAAGUCGCGUAUCUCACUGUCGACCGCCGCGCAACUUGUGACAGUUUAACCGCGUCUACCGAACAGGUUGGACGUAACGAAUCCAUUCACCGCACAACCGCUGUCUUCAACGAACUAGUAUACUUUCACGAUGUAUCAGCCUGACGAUCGAUCUGAGGUCAAUGACGAUCUGAGUAAUCACUUACGGCUGAUCUCCAUGACCAGGACCAAGGAACUGACCAAGAUGACGCCAAAACAAGCGCAGGAGUUUCUGGACUCCUUUGACAUUGUCCUGUCGGACUGCGAUGGUGUCCUCUGGAGGAUAAUGGACUCCAUCCCUGGCGCGUUGCAUACGAUGUCUAGGCUUCAGGACAUCGGGAAGAAGACCUACCUGGUGACCAACAACAGCACGCUCACCUUCGACCAAUACUAUCAAAAGAUAAAUAAAUUUGGACUGGAAUUGAAACCGGAACAAGUAAUACUACCAUCGAAGGUGGUCGGCUGGUACCUGAACAAAAUUAACUUUCGCGGCGAGGUGUUCUUGAUCGGCAGCGCGCAGUUUCGACAAGUUUUACUCGAUCAUGGGAUCAAAUUAACGCCAGAAUGCCCAGAUGUUCAAGAAUGUGACCCAGUGAGGACGGUGAAGGCUGUACAAGAUCGACCGUCGAUCAAAGCAGUGGUAGUGGAUUUUUCAUUAUUUUUCGAUUGGGCAAAACUGGCUCUAGCAGUUUCUUGCCUGAAAAGGAAGGAUGUUCUUUACAUGGUGGGUGCUCUGGACGAAUGGCUCGUGUGUGGACACGACAGGAGACUCAUAGGUCCUGGCCAUCUGACUAAUAUAAUUACGAAGGUGAGCGAACGAACGCCCAUCGAGUGUGCGAAACCUAGCAACGCCCUGAAAGAAUUCGUCAUGGACAAGUGCGAAGUGCGGGACCCGAAACGAUGUUUGUUCAUCGGAGACACGAUAACUCACGACAUGAAAUUCGCAACGGUGUGCGGUUUUCAGAAGCUCUUCGUCAACACGGGCGUGGAUAAAAUCGAAGAUGCGUUGCAAUGCGAAGAGGCGGAACCAGAUUACUAUAUUCCUAGUUUAGGUUUGCUGUAUCCUAUUAUCGAUUCCCUAUACGGCGACUCUGCGAAACAGAAACACAGUUAACGACUGUUAACGGCAUCAACAGUAGUAGUCUUUGUAGUUAGUAAAAAUUCCAUCUCGUUCGAGUGUAACGAAUGUAUGAGGUUGGGAAAAAGUUUUUAACGUAAAUUCAAAAUAAAGGAAAAGUUUCAUUGCGCAUUAUAGAUUCGUCGCAUCAAAUAUUUUAGGGAAGUACAAAUAGAUGUUUCGUGAAGAAGUAUAUCGAACGAAGUGAAUGAAUUUUUGUAAGAACUUUUGCCUUGACAUUAAGCAAAACUUGUCUGAAGAAAGGGGUUGCAUGAGGUUAGGUCUCUUUUAAAUUCAUAAAAAUGGUUACUCUAAUGCUAGAAUUAUAUUCUCGAGAAACUUUCACGCGACAAAGAGAUUUUCAGACACCUACACCAAGAACGACUACUUUAAUUUAUCAUUAACAAAUCGUCGAAGAGAAUACUUCCUCCUAUUGUAAUUCCUACACACGAUCAAUGAAUGUUUACGUAAGUAAGUUUACGAUGCAAACGUACAAAGUCACAUAGUUAUUAUUACUACGCAUUAUAUAAUGUUCCUGCAAUUCUUGACACGGGACUGUAUUCGAAAGAAGCAAUAAAAACUUAUCUAAACGAAACAUAUUGUGCAUUUCUAUAUUGUCACACGAGAUUAUCGUCCUCUAACCCUACCACAACUGCAGACCGUGGCAGAGAACUUCGAUAAGCUCGGAAUGCCAGUUACUGCUCCAGAUAGACACGUGACACUUACGGAAUUAUCGUGACACUUACAAUUAGAAAGGAAACGCUGAGCAUGAGUUUAAUGACCUGUAAUUGUUGGGACACACUAAAACCUCCACAAAUGGGGUUUGAAAUUGUUGAGAUACAAUGCACAUCGCAUCCAUUAUGAGGCUUCUGGUAGAGUUAAGGAGUGGGGGAUACAAGAAGGUAUGGCGCAGUGGAAGCGGCUGUAUGAGCUUAGCAUGGUGUUAAUUAAUAAUAUAUGUAUUUAAACAAACUUCUAUUAUAAUAACAGUACUCAACAGAAACAUGAUUGUAUGGGACAUGAUUCUAUGGGAACUUCAAUUACUGUGACGAUAAAAAUGUAGCUAAACUAUACCAUAAAUGUAGAUGUCUUUAUGGAACUGAUUACGUGGAGAAGUCUAUGAGCAUGAGAAACUCUUCGUUCCAUAUUCGUAAGAGCAAAAAGGACGAGACCUGAAGAACAAGUGAAGCUGAUGACGAAAGACACCGAUGAUAAGGAUCUUCAUGUCUAAGUGGACCUUCGUGUUAGCAAUUACCUCCAUAGUUGCACGUAUCCCAGGACUUCAAGAUUGUCCAUUCGAAAGAAUUAUUUAAUGCUGUAUGCGCCAAAUAUCCUAGAGCUACCCACGUAUACACCGACGGUUCCAAGAAUAAUCUUGGAACAGGAGCCUUUAGUCUUUACGCAGGAUUUAUAGAUCAAAUACGGAAUGAAUCCCUUCAAUAGCAUCUUCACAGCCGAAAGCUACGCACUCCUCUCAGCUCUCGAGUUUAUCGAUAAAUCCCCUCACUCCGAAUUUAUCGUUUUUUCCGACUCCCUCUCCAUCAUCCUAAACAUCCAAAACCCGAAGCAAUCCAUGGAAAUUCACAUAGCAAUCCGAGAAUUAUGUGACAAACUAGCUAAACACGGGAAGACAACGACCAUAGCAUGGAUCCCCUCUCAUAUGGACAUACAUGGGAAUGUCAUGGCCGACCUCGAAGCAAAAAUCGCAACACUACAACCGCAUAACCAAGCUACAUAUAACACUGCUUCAGACAUUAAUAAAUAUCUAAAGACACUAUGGAAACAGUCGUGGAAUCGAGCAUGGAUAAACUACAGAGCAAGUGCGCUCCAUAAAUCAAUUAACAAUUUCUUUGACCUCACAACAAAUUCCAAUUUCAACAGGAAACAGCAAACAGCAAUUACUCGAAUCAGGACCGGACACACCAAACUCUAACACUCUCACAUUUUCAACAAUAGUCCUCCCGCACUAUGCGAAGCUUGCAACGAAACUAUAACAGUCGACCAUAUCAUCAUAGAAUGCAGGAAAUACAGCUAGGUACGAAGAAGGUUAAAUAUUAAGGACGAUUUCAUAGAAUCAACCACCUCAGCAUCCUACCAGGAAGCACUGAUAACAUUCUGCGAGACCAUCGGUAUUCUCAACAGACUAUAACAAUCUCACGUAACCAGUCUCUUUUAUCUUCGCUACAAUUUCACCCAUAAGGUGCAACUAAAUUUGUCGACAGUCGCUAAUAACCUCUGACGUUGAUGCGACUUUAAACCUUAAGAGAAAAAAAAAAGAAAGAAAGAAAGAAA
This is a messenger RNA of Hylaeus volcanicus, 3436 nucleotides long. RefSeq lists its product as uncharacterized. Gene Ontology annotation, molecular function: phosphatase activity. The record is from RefSeq and is a predicted model, not a curated record. The transcript is spliced from 6 exons. Lineage: Eukaryota; Metazoa; Arthropoda; Insecta; Hymenoptera; Colletidae. The coding region runs from base 140 to 1141 and encodes 333 amino acids. Gene Ontology annotation, cellular component: cytoplasm.